Messenger RNA from Oncorhynchus kisutch (coho salmon), 2883 nucleotides. Its product is annotated as zinc finger C4H2 domain-containing protein. Gene Ontology annotation, cellular component: nucleus. NCBI's taxonomy places the organism in Eukaryota, Metazoa, Chordata, Actinopteri, Salmoniformes, Salmonidae. The transcript is spliced from 6 exons. Gene Ontology annotation, biological process: positive regulation of neuron differentiation. Bases 1624 to 2361 code for a protein of 245 amino acids. The record is from RefSeq and is a predicted model, not a curated record.
AGUUCCUCAGCUACGUCUUCAGGGUAGAACUUGGCCCGGAACUUUAUCAACAGAGGGUUCUCCCUGCGUACAUCCUGAGCUGUCACCUGGGAACAUUACAGCAUUGCAACAACAUGAAGCUGGAUGAGCAGACUCGCAGGGCCCUGGAGCUGGAGAAGGAGAGGACGUUUGCCCAGGAGGAGGCAGAGCGUCUGGAGAAGGAGAGGACGUUUGCCCAGGAGGAGGUAGAGCGUCUGGAGAAGGAGCGCAUGGCAGCGGAAGAGGCUGUAAUAUGUUGUUACUGUCUGAGGAGAGUAGUGAGAAUGUACUCACCCUCUUGUUGAGUUUGAGCCAGGUAGAGAAGCCUUUGCUGUCCUGGUACUGUAGGCCAAAGAACCAGGUCUCUCUCAGCCCGAUGGUCUUCACUAUCUACACAACAAUGAAGAAGAAGAUCAGUUGUUUGUCCAUAUUCGAGGAAACAAAGAUUUGUCUGUCUGUCUGCCUGUCUGCCUGUCCGUCCGUCCACCUGUCCACGUACCUGGUCGAAGAGUUGUUUGCCAGUGGUGCUGGGCAGGACGGCAAACUCCAGCUCAGCGUCCAUGGUGGUGACACGAACAUUGAUCUACCAGAGGGCGUUCACAUAGACACAAACUGGAGUAUGAAUGGGAGGAGAGAGAACUUAAUAGCCUAUUAAAACACAUAGAUAGAGUAAUGGUUAGUAUAAUAGGUAGAAUGCUUUACAAUAGGGGAUAGGCAUGCAAAAUACACUGAACAGAAAUAUAAACGCAACAUUCAACAAUUUCAAAGAUUUUACUGAGUUCAAAGUUCAAAUGAGGAAAUCAGUCAAUUGAAAUAAAUUAAGUAGGUUCUAAUCUAUGGGUUUCACAUGACUGGGAAUACAGAUAUGCAUCUGUUAGUCACAGAUACCUUUUUUUUUUUAAAUGGGCAUUUUGUGCAUUCAAAUUGCCUUAGAUAAAAUGCAAUUGUGUUUGUUGUCCUUAGCUUAUGCCUGCCCAUACCAUAACCCCACCACCACCAUGGUGCACUCUGUUCAGUGCGUUGACAGCAGCAAACCGCUCGCCCACACAACGCCAUACAUGUGGUCUGCGGUUGUGAGGCCGGUUGGACCUACUGCCGAAUUCUCUUAAAUAACGUUGGAGGCGCCUGAAAUUAACAUUCAGCUCUGGUGGACAUUCCUGCAGUCAGUAUGCAAAUUGCACGCUCCCUCAAAACUUGAGACUGUGGCAUUGGGUUGUGUGACAAAAUGUCACAUUUUAGAGUGGCCUUUUAUUGUUGCCAGUACAAGGUGCACCUGUGUAAUUAUCAUGCUGUUUUAUCAGCUUCUUGAUAUGCCACAUCUGUCAGGUGGAUGGAUUAUCUUGACAAAUGAGAAAUGCUCAUCAACAGGGAUGUAAACAAAUAUGUGCACAACAUUUUUGAGAAAUAUGCUUUUUGUGUGUCUGGAAAAUGUCUGGGAUCUUUUAUUUCAGCUCAUAAAACAUGGGACCAACACUUUACAUGUUGCGUUUAUAUUUUUGUUCAGUGUACUAAGGGGCUAAGCGAAUUAUAUGUCUCUUACUAUGAUUGUAAAAUUGUGUUCUAGGUUCUUAGGGAUGUAGAAGACCCCCAAAAUAUAAUAUAAUUAUGUUUCUUACAUUUUUCUGUUCAGCCUGCAGGAUCAUCCAAUCGCAAGAGGUCGUAGGGGACUACAAUCAAAACAUGAAGCCCACAAGGAAUAAGACAGUACAGAUGCAGAAGAUCAAGUCUCGUCUGAAGUCAGAGUUUGAGUCCCUAGAGUCUGAGGAGAAACAUCUGAAGGAAUACAAACAGGAGAUGGACCUCCUAAUGCAGGAGAAGAUGGCCCAUGUAGAGGAGCUACGACUCAUACAUGCUGAUAUCAAUGUGAUGGAGAGCACGAUAAAGCAGUCAGAGAACGACCUGAACAAGCUGCUGGAGACGACGCGGAGGCUCCAUGAUGAGUACAAACCCCUGAAGGAACAUGUCGACGCCCUGAGGAUGACCCUGGGCCUUCACAGACUUCCCAACCUCAACGAAGAGGAGGAGAAACUCUCUCUGGAUUACUUUGAGAAGCAGAAGGCUGAGUGGCAGAAGGAGCCUCAUGAGCCCACCAUCCCAGAAUCCCUUGCAGCAGCGGCUGCCGCGGCCCAACAGCUCCAGGUCUCCCGGAAACAAGAUGCCCGCCAGACCGCCACCUUCAGACAACAGCCUCCUCCCAUGAAGGUACACAGUACACACCCUCCUAUGAAGGCCUGUCUGUCAUGCCACCAACAGAUCCAUCGUAACGCUCCUAUCUGUCCACUGUGCAAGGCCAAGAGUCGCUCCCGCAACCCCAAGAAACCUAAGAGGAAGCCUGACGAGUAGACACACACACACACUCCUACUACCACCUCAUAUUGCUAAAUUUCACAUCUGGAAUUCAGUAAAACAUGUCGUCAUAACCUUUCCCCAUGCCAUGGAACCUACAUUUAGUGUAAUCGUCAUUAAGGGUUUUCUUUUUAAGUGGCUUGAGUGUUGAAAUGUAAUUGUUAACCUAAGGUUUAAUAGACCAUAACCAUGUUAUAUGCAAUAAUACACAAUACUAUACUGUAGCUGUACCCAUGUUGUGAUUGGUUCUGGCAUUAAAUGUGAAACGUACUGCAUUUACUUGUUCCUCUGUAUUUAACAUGUUUACAUUGCAUGAACACUCUCCAUGGCUGAACUAUAAUGACUGUGUUGUAACUGUUUGUGAUAUUGGACUGUAUAACCCAGGAAGUUGUUCUAAUGUUUACUGAAGGCAUAAUGGACGGUCAAGGACUGAGAACCACGAUGCUCAUUUGCUUUUAACAGUGUUGUAUGUGAAACUUGAAUACAAGAAUACAAAAAUAAAAUGUAUUUUGUACUGCA